UCCAAAUAUCCAUUGCAGACAGUGGGUCAGCCCGCAUCCUACCUAUCUUAGCUUCGCAGCCAGGGUGCGUAUCGGACCAGGCUUUCGCAGUCGCAUUCCUCCAGGAUUUGUUUACAGGUCGAAUUACCUGACAAAUAGAGCCGGGCCAGCAGCACCUUCCCGGCAGUCCAGUCGACAUCUCAGUUCAGGCGCUCAAAGAUAGGGCGAAACAACAUUGGGCCCUGCCAUGGCUCCACGGCCCGCCCUUGUGAUCUAGGUGUGAUCCGCAGUGCAUCCAAUCUGUUAAGACCAGGAUCCAACCUGCAAAACCAAGUGCUGCAGAACAAAGCUGCUGCGAGACGAUGGGCUUGGCGGGCAGAAGCUAAUGCGGCGCUGGGCGCCCGCCCCUCCUCCCCCCUCCUCCGACCCAGGGCAUAUCAGACGGGGUUGCAGACAGAGUUCCUCGUCAUACUGGGUGCCAUCAGCCCAAAAUGUUUCUGCGGGAUGGCAGCACAGGGUGGUGGCUAAUCUCCUCCCACUCGAUGCGCAUGCAAGGCCCAAGCUGGGCCGGUCCUGGCGGGGUGGGGGGUUCACAAGAAUUAUCAAAUUGUCGCCGCUUCGGUGAACCACGGUGCAUGUAUCAAGGCCCUUUAGCGAAAGGCAUGCUCAGCUUCCCUCCCUGUCUGCCUGCCAGCCUGCCAGCCUGCCUAACUGGGCAGAGGAUGGGAAAUGCAAAUCAGAAACGCGCCGGCCCACAUUACUGCGAAGUGCUUUCAUCAUAGCGUCGGCCAACAGGUAUAGCGUAUCCUCAGGCCCGGGUGACAGCGGCAAGGUUCUUGCGUCAAACUACUACUGACAAAACCCCUCCGAUUCGGGUCGCCUGCCACAGCUCUCUCUACGAACCCGAGGGUGAGAAGGGCAUAUAUAGCGAGGAAGCUUCCCACGUCCUUGAGACAGCACAUCUUAUCAACAUGGUUCUCAAGGGUCACUGUCUCUGCAAGGCCGUCACCUACACGGUCGACAUUGACCAGCCCCUGAUCACUGGUUACGACCACUGCGACGACUGCCAAAGACAAUCUGGCUCGACUUAUUCCCUAGUCGCCGUUGUCCCCAAGGACAAGCUCACGAUCAACGGGCCGACCAAGUCAUGGGCCGGUAAGGGUUCGUCUGGCAAGGACGUGCACCGCAUCUUCUGCUCCGAGUGCGGCUCUCCAAUCGCCCACGACCCCGAUGCGGCGCCCGAAAUCAUCGCCCUCAAGGCGGGCACCCUCGACACUGAGAUCAAGAAGACGCUGAAGCCGGACACGGAGAUCUGGACCAAGUCCAAGCUGCCGUUCAUGACGGAGUCGCUGGCCAAGCCUUUCGAGGUCGCGGCACACCGCCUUCCCUCUGCGGCUUGUAAAGUGAUUUUUUCUUCUAUCUCGCGUGACGAGACGCGCCGAACUGGACCCUUAAAACAAUCCCUCAUACACCCUUUCCUCAUCCAACGCGAGCACAAGAAGGCCGAACUCGCCGGUACUCGUGCCCCGGUCAAGGCCAAUGGUCUCCCCGUCAAGCCGAAGAAGGAGACUGUCAUUUGCACCAAUUGCCGCAAGGAGAUGGUCAAGGACAACCCCAGGCAACUUGAGGACCACGCCGGAACACACAAGGCGACGACGAGGGAGAUCUGCUUCCCGACUGUGGUUUUCUCAUAG
Molecule: messenger RNA, 1673 nt
Organism: Diaporthe batatas
Lineage: Eukaryota; Fungi; Ascomycota; Sordariomycetes; Diaporthales; Diaporthaceae
Exons: 6
Coding region: 951-1673 (240 amino acids)
Molecular function (GO): carbon-sulfur lyase activity
Source: RefSeq, a predicted model, not a curated record